Aspergillus ruber CBS 135680 is the source of this 963-nucleotide messenger RNA. Its product is annotated as YoaK family protein. Bases 1 to 963 code for a protein of 320 amino acids. The record is from RefSeq and is a predicted model, not a curated record. NCBI's taxonomy places the organism in Eukaryota, Fungi, Ascomycota, Eurotiomycetes, Eurotiales, Aspergillaceae. The transcript has 2 exons.
AUGCAAACUGCCUAUUUGGGACCUGAGCCGGAUGCUCGCCGCCUGACAUACGACGAUGAUGCUAACAACACCCGUUCGAAGUCACGCUUCGAGAGCAAAGAUGAGACUACAGACGGUAGCUUCUGGUCGAUACGUGGUGGCAGCACGAACGCCUCGCUCUCGGGAAGGAACCAGGAUGCCAUUUCCCCUGAGUUCUCGUUGCACGAGAGUGUGUCUCGGUACUUUCUGGCCGAGAUUAACACCAACUGGACCGAUGGACUCCUGAUCAUCUGUGCCUUUGUUAGCGGCCUGGUAGACGGGCUAUCGUUCAACGCCUGGGGGAGUUUCUCCAGCAUGCAAUCAGGAAACUCCGUUUUUAUAGCCCUAGGCGUUACAGGCCAACCCGUCUACCCAGCCUACCUCUGGGCCAAGUCCCUCAUCGCCCUUGCCACAUACCUAAUCGGAAACAUUAUCUUCAUCCAAGUCUCCCGCGCUCUCCAACCCCUCCGUCGCUCCACCCUUGUCCUAUCCUUCAGCGUCCAAACCGCAGCCCUCCUAGCUGCGGCUCUCCUCAUCCAACUCGACGUCGUAGACAACAGGCCUGAAGACCCCCGUGCCCCCAUCCAAUGGAUACAAGUCCUUCCCAUCGCUCUCCUUGCCUUCCAAGCCGCGGGCCAAAUCGUUGCCUCGCGCGUGUUGUCCUACGACGAGAUACCCACCAUCGUAUUGACUACCUUGCUUUGUGACUUGCUCGUUGACAAGAACCUUUGCCAGAGGCCGUGGAAGGCGAACCAAAAGCGCAAUCGCCGCCUUGCGGCGUUCCUGUCGCUCUUUCUUGGUGCUACGACGGCGGGUGGAUUGUGUAAGGUGGAUCAUAUGCCGGCGGGCUUGUGGUUGGCCAUGGGAUUGAAGUUGAUGAUUACGGCGAGCUUUAUGGUGUGGAAAGACCAUCGGAAGAGGGCUGAUACAGGACUCACUGCAUGA